Molecule: messenger RNA, 750 nt
Organism: Caenorhabditis bovis
Lineage: Eukaryota; Metazoa; Nematoda; Chromadorea; Rhabditida; Rhabditidae
Source: the annotation of a GenBank genome assembly
AUGUCGAUUCGAAAAGAAGAGUGGUUCGAGCAACCGAUGCGGGAAAAAAUAGGCAUUGAUUAUGGAAUUCAUGUUCGCGGAAGACUCAUCGACUCGGCGUUCACGGUCCACUUUGAUCCAAAGUACGACACACUGGUUGAGGCCGUCAAGGAAGCAACAAACGCUGGAAUUCGCGAAGCGGGAAUCGAUGUGCGCUUGUGCGAUAUUGGCGAGACAAUUGAGGAGGUGAUGACCUCGUACGAAGUCGAACUUGAUGGUAAAACUUAUACGGUCAAGCCGAUUCGUAAUCUGAACGGUCACUCGAUUGGACAAUACAGAAUUCAUGCCGGCAAAACAGUGCCGAUUGUGAAGGGCGGCGAGCAGACGAAAAUGGAGGAGAAUGAGAUCUACGCUAUUGAAACCUUCGGAUCCACUGGCAAAGGUUAUGUUCACGAUGAUAUGGAAUGCUCGCAUUACAUGAAGAACUUUGAGACUGCUGAUGAUCGCGUCUCGCUUCGGCUUCAAAAGUCGAAGGGCCUUCUCAGUUUGAUUGAUAAGAACUUUAGCACGUUGGCGUUCUGCCGCCGCUGGAUUGAUCGUCUUGGCGAGACGAAGUACUUGAUGGCAUUAAAGGAUCUAUGCGAUAAGGGUAUCGUCGAUCCAUACCCGCCACUCUGUGACAUCAAAGGAUGCUACACGGCUCAAUGGGAGCACACGCUUCUCAUGCGUCCCACUGUCAAAGAGGUCGUCUCGCGCGGCGACGAUUAUUAA